Molecule: messenger RNA, 657 nt
Organism: Penicillium odoratum
Lineage: Eukaryota; Fungi; Ascomycota; Eurotiomycetes; Eurotiales; Aspergillaceae
Product: CFEM domain-containing protein
Exons: 3
Coding region: 1-657 (218 amino acids)
Source: RefSeq, a predicted model, not a curated record
AUGCAUUUCUCCCACGCUUUGAUUGCCCUCGUUGCUGCCGGCCUGGCCAAUGCCCAGCUUCCUGAUGUUCCUAAAUGCUCGCUUAACUGCUUCGUCUCCGCCCUGACCACUGACGGAUGCUCCAGUCUGACUGACUUUGCCUGCCACUGCGCAAAGCCUGCACUGGUUAGCAACAUCACCCCUUGCGUUGAGAAGGCCUGCGGCCUUGCCGACCAAGCAUCCGUCUCCAAUGUCGUCGUCUCCCAAUGCUCAUCAGCCGGCGUUCCUAUUUCGCUCGCCCCAAUCGUGACCGCCAGUGCUACCACUGGCGCUACCACCAGCUCUGCUCCCGCUGAAACCACCGCAGAGACCACUGCUAGUUCCUCUGCCACUGAGAGCGCCUCUAGCACCUCUGGGUCCACUGAGUCCUCCGCUUCGGCUACUGACUCGAGUGCUUCCGCCUCGGUGCCUACUGGCUCCACCACUCUCAGCUCGGGCUCCACCCCCAGCGGAUCUACCCCUGCUGGCACUUCCACCCCGCUUACCAAGGGUACCGGUACCAAGACCAGUGGUAGCACUUCGGCCACUACCUCGCCUGCCUACAAUGCUGGUGCUAAUGUCAAGGGUAACCUGGCUGGUGUUGCUGCCAUCGCUGCUGCCGCUGCUUAUAUCCUGUAA